Molecule: messenger RNA, 7605 nt
Organism: Oncorhynchus gorbuscha (pink salmon)
Lineage: Eukaryota; Metazoa; Chordata; Actinopteri; Salmoniformes; Salmonidae
Product: proline-rich receptor-like protein kinase PERK2
Exons: 5
Coding region: 1-1008 (335 amino acids)
Source: RefSeq, a predicted model, not a curated record
AUGGAGGCUAGUCAGGGUCACAGCCAGGGCAGCCCUGAGAGCACUAACCGGGCCGUGGAGUACCUCCUGGAGCUCAACAACAUCAUAGAGAGCCAGCAGAAGCUCCUGGACACCCAGAGGAGAAUAAAGAUCUACGCCUGGACCGCCAGCGACCUUUACCCCCUGAACCCCCACCACCACCUGCCAACAAAACUAGCCACACAGCCAUACCCUCCGUACCAGUUCGCCCGGUUCAGACCAAGUCCUUUAGUAGUACCAGAACCAACACCACAGCCAUACCCUCCGUACCAGUUCGCCCGGUUCAGACCCAGUCCUUUUAUAGUACCAGUACCAACACUACAGCCAUACCGGCCUCCGCACCCCCGGUACCUGUAUGGGAUAAACACACCCCUCAAACCCCCAAGACCCCCCACCGUAUACCCCAAAUCCCAAAACAAACCCCCGUCACCACCCAGACCCCCGCACCCCCAGACCCCUAAACGAACCCCCGUCACCACCCAGACCCCUAAACGAACCCCCCACACCCCGCUGACCCGGACCAUCUCGACCGGAACAGGGACCAGUUUCGUGGAGAUGGAGAAGGAGAGAUUAAACAGGUUGGAGAAAGAGAGGACAGAGAGACUUAAUAGUUCCACCUUGGGGAAUCCCACCAGCCACCCACACAGCCACAGACAGUCAGGCGGACCUCCCAACAAUGAAAGGUCAACACCUUAUUCAACCUGUUGCGCUUCUUCUUCUCGUUCCAAUCCUCCUACCACCACCACCGUCACUACUACUCUUCCUGUUCCUAGUUCUACCUCCUCCCUCCACAGCAGUCUGACAGCUAACAGUCAGUCCAGCUCCACCCACCACCAGUACUGUUGCCCUGCCCGGCUGCUCCUGCCCAAGCCGCCUUGCGCCCUCCCCCCAUCCAGGCACUCCGACCAGGCAAGAGAGGACGAAGACGAUGACAUCGCCCAUCAGUUCUGUUGCCCCGCCUCUGAGUGCAGUAGCCCGUCCUCUAGGUAACCAGCCGAUCACUUGAACCUUCUCGUUUUCUACCCUUGACCUCCAAACAACCUUACGGAGAAAACGCUGAGGGCAACAACUGGACACAACUCGUUGGUCGGGGUUUGGAAAAUAAAUAAACUUUUAAAACGCACAAACCUGGCUGGAGACAAGGCAGGAGCUCAGCUACACUGAACUGUAGUCUGGGACUUGGGGACUGAUCUGGUCUGGACUAUCCCUCGUCUGGACUAUCUCUGGACUGAAUCUUUAUCUGCCAGAUUUUACCUUCCCUGUCCUUACCAGCAUGUCACCCUUACAACCUUGCCUAACUCCGAAUGACACAAGGCAGUCCUGAUCGGUUGACCCCUCAGACUCUGACCGUUGAAGUGUAGCGUAGGCAGUCUGAUCUCUGACCUGGGCAGUGUGUGAAGAGAACUCACCUACGCCGCCGGGCCGGGUCAAUUGAUGACGAGACGAUGGGAAGAAAGAAAAACAACGGAAAAGGAACCCUUCAGAUUCUUUCUGUAGCUCAUAUAUAUCUACUUCCUGUAUACUGCCCUCUAGUGUCUGUAUGCUGUCUCUUUUUACUCCUUUAAAUCUCACUCUUUCUUCUUUACCUCCUUGUGAACCUUCCUCUUCCCCUCUAUCGUUCAGUGAGAGAGGACAUGGUGGGUUUAACUCUAUUCUAACCGUACGGAAAAAUAAUGAGAAAUACAUAAAAUCUUCCUGAUUCAGUGCCAAGAAAAGCUCUUCGUUUUCAACUCCUUAAACUUUAAAAUAUUGUAAUGUUUUGUGAACAGAAGAGUUAUGCUUUAUGAGCAAAAUAUCUGAAGAAAAAUAUUUAUUUAAAUUAAAACAUAUUUUAGUUAGAUUUCCCUUUUCUCAUUAGAGAAAUACCGAAAUGACAUGAUCCUUUAUUAGUUUGCAGCAUAGACACAUAGAAACAUUAUGUCUGCCCCAAACCCAGUAAGACUCGUAAGUCAACUCAUAUUGAGUGUGAAUAGUAAGCUAUUGCAAGGCCAAGGGAUGGGUGGGGAUAGAAACGUUACACAUGGGGUUCAAAUCUAAUCAGAACAGGGUAACCGUGGUAACCACGGUCUCACACUGAUCCUCAUCCAGACAUUCUGUAAAUAUGGAAAUAGGAACAACCAGCGGCAUUAUAGUUCGCUAGGCGCUACUUCCCCCUAUCCCUUACACAGAUACAGGACACUAGCACAGAGUUGGUUAGAUACAGGACACUAGCAUAGAGGUGGUUAGAUACAGGACACUACCAUAGAGGUGGUUAGAUACAGGACACUAGCAUAGAGGUGGUUAGAUACAGGACACUAGCAUAGAGGUGGUUAGAUAAGGACACUAGCAUAGAGGUGGUUAGAUACAGGACACUAGCAUAGAGGUGGUUAGAUAAGGACACUAGCAUAGAGGUGGUUAGAUAAGGACACUAGCAUAGAGGUGGUUAGAUACAGGACACUAGCAUAGAGGUGGUUAGAUAAGGACACUAGCAUAGAGGUGGUUAGAUAAGGACACUAGCAUAGAGGUGGUUAGAUAAGGACACUAGCAUAGAGGUGGUUAGAUACAGGACACUAGCAUAGAGGUGGUUAGAUAAGGACACUAGCAUAGAGGUGGAUAGAUACAGGACAAUACCAUAGAGGUGGUUAGAUAAGGACACUAGCAUAGAGUUGGUUAGAUACAGGACAAUACAAUAGAGGUUGUUAGAUACAGGACACUAGCAUAGAGGUGGUUAGAUACUAGACACUACCAUAGAGGUGGUUAGAUAAGGACACUAGCACAGAGGUGGUUAGAUGAGAAAACACUAGCAUAGAGGUGGUUAGAUAAGGACACUAGCAUAGAGGUGGUUAGAUAAGGACACUAGCAUAGAGUUGGUUAGAUACAGGACACUAGCAUAGAGGUGGUUAGAUACAGGACACUAGCAUAGAGGUGGUUAGAUACAGGACACUACCAUAGAGGUGGUUAGAUACAGGACACUAGCAUAGAGGUGGUUAGAUACAGGACACUAGCAUAGAGGUGGUUAGAUAAGGACACUAGCAUAGAGGUGGUUAGAUACUAGACACUACCAUAGAGGUGGUUAGAUACAGGACACUAGCAUAGAGGUGGUUAGAUAAAGGACACUAGCAUAGAGGUGGUUAGAUAAGGACACUAGCAUAGAGGUGGUUAGAUAAGGACACUAGCAUAGAGGUGGUUAGAUACUAGACACUACCAUAGAGGUGGUUAGAUACAGGACACUAGCAUAGAGGUGGCUAGAUACUAGACACUACCAUAGAGGUGGUUAGAUACAGGUCACUAGCACAGAGUUGGUUAGAUACAGGACACUAGCAUAGAGGUGGUUAGAUACAGGACACUAGCAUAGAGGUGGUUAGAUAAGGACACUAGCAUAGAGGUGGUUAGAUACAGGACACUACCAUAGAGGUGGUUAGAUAAGGACACUAGCAUAGAGUUGGUUAGAUACAGGACAAUACAAUAGAGGUUGUUAGAUACAGGACACUAGCAUAGAGGUGGUUAGAUACUAGACACUACCAUAGAGGUGGUUAGAUAAGGACACUAGCACAGAGGUGGUUAGAUAAGAACACUAGCAUAGAGUUUCUGUACAGCACUUUGAGAUAUCAGCUGAUGUACGAAGGGCUAUAUAAAUAAAUUUGAUUUGAUUUGAUUUGAUUUAGAGGUGGUUAGAUACAGGACACUAGCAUAGAGGUUGUUAGAUACAGGACAAUAGCAUAGAGGUGGUUAGAUACAGGACACUAGCAUAGAGGUGGUUAGAUACAGGACACUAGCAUAGAGGUGGUUAGAUAAGGACACUAGCAUAGAGGUUGUUAGAUACAGGACACUAGCAUAGAGGUGGUUAGAUAAGGACACUAGCAUAGAGGUUGUUAGAUAAAGGACACUAGCAUAGAGGUGGUUAGAUAAGGACACUACCAUAGAGGUGGUUAGAUACAGGACACUAGCAUAGAGGUGGUUAGAUAAGGACACUAGCAUAGAGGUGGAUAGAUACAGGACACUAGCAUAGAGGUGGUUAGAUACAGGACACUAGCAUAGAGGUUGUUAGAUACAGGACACUAGCAUAGAGGUGGUUAGAUACUAGACACUACCAUAGAGGUGGUUAGAUACUAGACACUACCAUAGAGGUGGUUAGAUAAGGACACUAGCAUAGUGGUUGUUAGAUACAGGACACUAGCACAGAGGUGGUUAGAUGAAGGACACUAGCAUAGAGGUGGUUAGAUACAGGACACUAGCAUAGAGGUGGUUAGAUAAGGACACUAGCAUAGAGGUGGUUAGAUAAGGACACUAGCAUAGAGGUGGUUAGAUACAGGACACUAGCAUAGAGGUGGUUAGAUAAGGACACUAGCAUAGAGGUGGUUAGAUAAGGACACUAGCAUAGAGGUGGUUAGAUACAGGACACUAGCAUAGAGGUGGUUAGAUAAGGACACUAGCAUAGAGGUGGUUAGAUAAGGACACUAGCAUAGAGGUGGUUAGAUAAGGACACUAGCAUAGAGGUGGUUAGAUACAGGACAAUACCAUAGAGGUGGUUAGAUACAGGACACUAGCAUAGAGGUGGUUAGAUAAGGACACUAGCAUAGAGGUGUUUAGAUACAGGACACUAGCAUAGAGGUGGUUAGAUAAAGGACACUACCAUAGAGGUGGUUAGAUAAGGACACUAGCAUAGAGGUGGUUAGAUAAAGGACACUACCAUAGAGGUGGUUAGAUAAGGACACUACCAUAGAGGUGGUUAGAUAAGGACACUAGCAUAGAGGUGGAUAGAUACGUGACAAUACCAUAGAGGUGGUUAGAUACUGGACACUAGCAUAGAGGUGGAUAGAUACAGGACACUAGCAUAGAGGUGGAUAGAUACAGGACAAUACCAUAGAGGUUGUUAGAUACAGGACACUAGCAUAGAGGUGGUUAGAUAAGGACACUACCAUAGAGGUGGUUAGAUACAGGAAACUACCAUAGAGGUGGUUCGAUACUGGACACUAGCACAGAGGUGGUUAGAUACAGGACACUAGCAUAGAGGUGGUUAGAUACAGGACACUAGCAUAGAGGUGGUUAGAUAAGGACACUAGCAUAGAGGUGGUUAGAUAAGGACACUAGCAUAGAGGUGGUUAGAUGAGGACACUAGCAUAGAGGUGGUUAGAUACUGGACAAUACCAUAGAGGUGGUUAGAUACUGGACAAUACCAUAGAGGUGGUUAGAUACAGGACAAUACCAUAGAGGUGGUUAGAUACUGGACAAUACCAUAGAGGUGGUUAGAUACUGGACAAUACCAUAGAGGUGGUUAGAUACUGGACAAUACCAUAGAGGUGGUUAGAGUCCAGUUGGCCCGUAACUUGUCUCUAAAGACAACUACAACCUUUGAUGUACAGCAAUGAUAUUAUUCACUGUCGGCGUAUAUGACCACAUCAUGUUUCUUUGUCAUUGUAUUCUUAGAAAUAACUCAAGGAGAUGUAACAUAUUAUUGAAUAGUGAAACCUACUUCUGUGUUGUACAGAUACAUUAGGCUACACAGACUCUGCACUACAGUCCCAGGAACAGGACGUGAACUAUCCAAACCUCUGGUUGUGUAACAUUACAUAGUGACAUUACUUAGCAUUAGUUAGUGCAGUAAGUAGUUCCUUAACCAGACACCAGCCUGGUUAACUUAGUUAGUGUAGUGGAGCGUAGUGUAAAGGUCUAUGUCCCAAAUUUCACCCUAUAUUCCCUAUAUGCAGUACUCUAUGGGUUCUGGUCAAAAGCAGUGCACUGUAUAGACGAUAGGGUGCCAUUUGGGAUGCACAUUAAGGGAUCUCUAGCUUCCUUUUCUCCCUUUUGUUCUUAAGUAGAGUGCAGUAGUGUUAUUCACUAUGGUAAUCAGUCAGUCAGUGCGUUGUCUUGUUUGCUCAUCACGUCAUGAUCAGUCCCUGGAUGUGGACUUCUUGCAGGUACUAUGGACGGAGAUUCGCAGUGUUCACAGUUGAGUUGCAAAAUUCAGGUUAACUUUUCCAAAAUUCCCAGGUUUUCCUGAAAUGCCAUUUGGAGGAUUCCCAGAUUUCCCUUCUGAAUCGAGGAAUAUUCAAACCAGGACCAAUCCGACCCAAAAAUAUUUUGCUGUGCGACCAGGAGUUUGAUUUUUGUGAGCACUGUUCGACUCGGAAAAAAAAAUCUCCCGGGUUAAUACUUGGUUGUACCGUUGUUUCCCAGUGCCCUAGAGAAUAUAUAAUAAUAAUAUAUAAUAAUAUAUGCCAUUUAGCAGACGCUUUUAUCCAAAGCGACUUACAGUCAUGUGUGCAUACAUUCUACGUAUGGGUGGUCCCGGGGAUCGAACCCACUACCCUGGUGUUACAAGCGCCAUGCUCUACCAACUGAGCUACAGAAGUUAAGAAUCAAGUGAGUGCAGAUUUGGUUAAUGUCAUGGUUACACCAUCACUACAGAGAAAUCACGGUUUGCCAAACUAGAUCAAAAGAUCCGACCCAUGUUACCGACGCAGCAUUUCAUCUUCCUAUAAUGACGGGUUGGCUGACAACGUCACGGAAACUAUGCGCACGCUUCAAUGGGGUGGAAGUCUUGUGUCUUGUUAGGAUUCUGGAUGGACAGAUAGCUAGCAACAAUGAUAAGAAACUGUCAUGUGGGGAAUCAUAAAUGUCUUAUUUUGAGAUGUUUUGACUAAUUGCAUGUCAAUGUUAAUAUGGCUCAAAUUCGCUAAGGUUGCUAACCAACAACCGAUAAUAAACCUUGUCGUGGGUCGUUGUAAAACGAACCGCUCGUCGACAUCGUUAACCAUUUGUUUACAUUUUGUUCAGUCAUUGGCUAGCAAGCUAACGACCCGGUGACUUCACCGGUAUAUCAAAACAUUUGGGGGAACAGAAAUAAAAUAAAAAGGGAUAGCUUCUUCCGUAGAUCAAUGGAUGAUAGCGAUGAAAGAUGCUGUGUUGACCUGCUUGUCGAAACUAGACAACUCAAGAGAUGUCCGACCGGAAACCAAAUUCAGAGUUUUAUUUGUUCCGACUGGCGUGUCAACUUGGUUUCUAUGGCAGCCAUCUUGCAUCGCAAACCUGACUUUUUUUUUAAAGAGACAGUGUACCAAUUAUAUGCAAUGCAUCUCAAUUAGAGAAAUACCUAAUAUUCCACAAAUUACUUUGUAAUUUCAAUGACAGGUAUUUGUAUCGACGCCUUAGCUUUUAUAAGAAGUUAAGAUCUUUACAGUAUGACAUAUUUGUUUCUAGGGUACAUAUAGGCCCAAUAAGGCUGCAUCUCAAUUUCUGGUGCUCCUAACUUUCAUGUUGUGCUCCUAACUUUUAAAAGUUAGGAGCACCAGUGCUUAAAAAAAAAGAAGAAAUGUUUUAAUUUAGUGCCCUGAUUCCAGCUGGAACUGCGUACUCUUAUCACACCUGUUUCUGGUUGCUGUCAUGGCAACCACUGUAUCACACCUGUCUUCUGUUACCAAGGGGAUGGAAGUGAAGAGAAAGGGCUUGUCAAUGUCCGCGCCACCUCAUAAAUCUAAUUAGCAUAAUAUAAAUAUCCCAAUUAAAAUCAGCACAUCUGCCUCUGUCGCACUUCCUCAUCUGCUGUGCAAGGUGACAGAGCUAGAGCAGUGUUGGUCAGACAAGGAGACAUCCCAUCUGAGGUGAAAG